Molecule: messenger RNA, 1449 nt
Organism: Drosophila montana
Lineage: Eukaryota; Metazoa; Arthropoda; Insecta; Diptera; Drosophilidae
Gene: mthl15
Product: methuselah-like 15
Exons: 3
Coding region: 162-1304 (380 amino acids)
Molecular function (GO): G protein-coupled receptor activity
Source: RefSeq, a predicted model, not a curated record
UUUUUUUUCAAAUUGUGCGGUGUCAAUCAGAGAUAAGAUAUCUUCUUAUAGUUACAAGCAUACAUAUAUACAUUUUUAUUUACAUAUACAUAGGCAUGGACAUAUACAUAGUUGUGCCCAAGUAAUAUUUGAUUAUAAAAUACAAAUUGUAAUUUUUUCUGAUGUGUGUCAAGCUAGUUUUUAUGUAUUUAAUUUUUAGUUAUUUAGUAACAAAUAACAACUCAAUACAAAUAUGCUGUACACCACAAUCAAUAUUAUACAAGAGUCAAGGAUCAAAUAACUCUACUAAUUUAAAAUGUAUUCAUGCCAUGGAUGGUCUAAAUGAAAAAGUUAAUGCUACCAGUAUGGACAUGCUUGGUAAAACAGAAAGUCCACAAGGAUAUGGCUUGGAAAUUGUUAAAGAAUUCAACAGACAUAUGAAGUUACUACAAUGUGCGCAUACCAGCAUUUUGAAUAUAUCACUGUUUACAGAAAUAUCAGUCAAAGUAUCACCGGAAUCAUGCCUUCUAAUUAUAAACAGCAGCCUUAUUGUUGUAACAUGUAAAUCCAGUAUUGAUGAUGAGUUUCAAAGUAUUGGUUUUGUUAAUAAAUGCUGUCCCCAUGGUUACACAUAUGUCUCUGACUUAAAUAAAUGCUAUUUACGUGAACCCGACUUCAAUUUAUACUCUUCCAUUUUCGACAAACCAAUGAUUUUUGUCGAUAAUUCAUUCGUAUGUCCCAAAAAUAAUGUUUUAGUUGAAUAUGUGGUAGGGGCGAAAACAAUAAACUUAAAAAAACAACAAAUUUUACUUAAGGACUAUGGCAGAUCUUUUAAAAGAAACGAAUUUUGCAUUGAAGCUAUUGAAGAGUUAAUUCAAAAUAUAAACCCUCAAAACUACAAAAAUAAUGAGCAAUUUUUAGUUCGCACUUGUCAACAACUUCAAAUUUGCGAUUCGGUACCGUGUCUUCGUAAGUGUUGUGCCGACGGUGAAAUAUAUCACAAAGGAAAUAUGACGACUUCUUGUAAAAGCGAUGAAAACGAUUCUAAAUUUCAGAGUCUGGCAACUAUGAAUCUCAGCGGAGUUUUCACGAAACCCUCAGAAUUUGGAGUUUUGACCGGAUUGGAAUGCUCAAAAUUUCGCUUGGACCCGGAAUCCUUUGCGGAUGAAAGCCAUGUAAUUAGUUCAACCACAGGAUCAUUGCUGAUAACCAGCACAAAAAAAAUUUACUCAAACAGUCAAUAUUGCAUAGAAAAAAUAAAGAAUUCAUCAUAUGCUGAUCGAAAGAACAGUUGUACACAUUUCUGUGUUUUGAUUCUAAAGUAGUGAACAAUGAUCGCAUACGAUUUAAGAUGUAUCCAGUUGGACUUUUGAUAUCCUGCUGUUUUUAUGCAAUAACCCUUUUGGUCUAUACUUCAAUCGAAAAACUGCGCAACCUUCCGGGAAAGAUUUUGAUUUGUUUGGUAAGCAG